Messenger RNA from Acyrthosiphon pisum (pea aphid), 1055 nucleotides. RefSeq names its product kelch-like protein 12. Gene Ontology annotation, molecular function: protein binding. The coding region runs from base 61 to 723 and encodes 220 amino acids. The transcript is spliced from 6 exons. The record is from RefSeq and is a predicted model, not a curated record. Lineage: Eukaryota; Metazoa; Arthropoda; Insecta; Hemiptera; Aphididae.
AGUCGGUACUAUAGUCCGUGUGCACUGUGCAUCAAGAUUCCACAUCAGAUAGUAAAAGAAAUGGACACCUUACAGACUUCAUCAUGUGAAAGUGAUUCAAUACAAGUUCUGACAUCCAAAGAAUGUGAACCAACAAAUUUUAAAAAUAACUCUCACUCAGUCAGAAUACUGGAAGACUUACAAUCUCUGCGCAAAAAUGAAGUUUUAUGUGAUAUUAGAUUUGAAACUGAUGAUGGAUGUGCAACGUUUGGUCAUAAAAAUGUUUUAAUGGCAGCUAGUCCAUAUUUCCGUGCAAUAUUCAAAUCGCGAAAAAUUUGUAAAACCGGCAACAACACCGUUAAUUUGAGAAAAUUAGAUUCUACCGUCUUACAACUAUUAGUAGAUUAUAUUUAUACGGGUGAAAUUAUGGUCACAAAAGAAAAUGUACAGGGUUUGUUACCAGCUGCGAACCUCUUACAGUUAGAUUUUGUAAAUGGUGCAUGUAUUGAGUUUUUACAAAAACAGUUGAAUGCAUCAAACUGUCUUGGUAUCAGAGCGUUUGCUCGUUUACAUAGCUGUACGGAAUUGCUAUCGAGUUCUGAAACAUUCAUUAAAAAACAGUUUUUGGAAGUGGUUAAUAGCGAUGAGUUUCUAUCAUUAUCAUCCGAUGAUGUGGUUAAGAUAAUCUCCUUUAAUGACCUUGCUGUUCCAUAUGAAGAAAAAGUAAGUAAACUGCAAUAUUGAUAAUAUAAUUGUAUGGAAAGUAAGUUCAACACAAAGAGUUCUAUAAUAACUAUAAUAUUUUUCUAUGCAUUGGUUGAAAUUGACUAUUCUUGAAUAGUCAUACACAACAAAAAAAUUGUUAUCCUGUGAAUUAGGUAUAUACUUAAUUAUUGAUAGAUGAGUAUUAUAGAUAUUGCAGUGUUAUAGAAAAAUAAGCUUUAAUGCUACGCCUUAUGCCUUUAAAUGUUUAUGUAAGUCCAUAAUAAGUAUCAAAUCUCUAUUAACUUUGAAUCUAGGAUUAAUAUAACACAGAUAAAAACGUUAAGUUUUAGACAACAAGGGUAAAACAUAUU